Molecule: messenger RNA, 856 nt
Organism: Rotaria sp. Silwood2
Lineage: Eukaryota; Metazoa; Rotifera; Eurotatoria; Philodinida; Philodinidae
Source: the annotation of a GenBank genome assembly
AAGCCACGAUGACAAGAGUGAUCGAGUGAGAGUCAGUGAAUGAAGACCCACUGAUGUAUUGAAUGAUCAAUGAGAGAAAAAAGAAGAGAAGAAGAGAGAAUGAUGAAUGGUAAAAAAGGCACGUCUGGGAACCAGAAGAAGAAUAAAUGAACUAAUGGAUACUAUAAUCAAUAGAAACGAAUACAGCACGAAACUCAAAGAGCGAUAAAACGAAUCAAAGAAAGAAGAAUAACGCGCUCGUAGAUACGAGAAGAAAAAUAGAGAAGUCAAGCAAUGAAGCAUAAGACAGAGAAAAAGCAAGAACAUGAUGACAGUCAGUGCCGUCACAGGAGGCUGAGCCCCCUCUAGUCUAAUUUUCUGGCUACGCCACUAGUUUGUAAAUGAAAAUAAAUUGAAAUUUUAAUGUGUUAUUUUUAGUACACAAGCAGCUAUUCUUGUUGAUAUAUUAGCUGAUACUGAAUUAAUCUUAGCAUCAGAUCGUCGAUUUUUAUUAGGAAAUUGGAUAACAGAUGCAUUACAAUUUGCACAAACUGAAACAGAUAUACAUUUUUAUAAUUUUAAUGCUAAACUUCAAAUAUCGAUUUGGGGAAAUAAUUAUACAUUAGGUUUAUUUGAUUAUGCUAAUAAAUUUUGGGCAGGAAUGAUUCAAGAUUAUUAUGCUCAACGAUGGUAUGUUUUCUUUGAUGUUGUAAUGAAAAGUCUUAUUGAAGGUCAUCCGAUUGAUCCCAAGCAUUUAGGUGAACGUUUGUUUCUUGAAGCUGAGUUACUAUUUUUUAUGUUAGAUACGAAAAAAUAUCCAACAACUACAACAGGUAAAUUUUCUUAUUUGAGAAAAAAAAAUAUUUUUUUUAUUUAA